AUGUUUUUUUUGAAAGAUUUGUCGUUGAACUUAACGUUACACCCAUCGUACUUUGGUCCUCAAAUGGAUAAGUUCUUGAGAGAUAAGUUGUUGAGUGACGUUGAGGGAACUUGUACAGGUCAAUUUGGAUACAUUGUGUGUGUUUUGGAUUGUAUGAAUAUCGACGUGGGAAAGGGUAGAAUAGUGCCAGGGUCUGGAAUGGCCGAGUUUGAAGUGAAAUACCGUGCUGUAGUAUGGAAACCGUUCAAAGGUGAAGUUGUAGACGCCGUGGUGACCACCGUGAACAAGAUGGGAUUCUUUGCAGAUGUAGGACCGUUGUCAGUGUUUGUCAGUACACAUUUGAUACCUUCAGAUAUGAGAUUCAACCCUUCAGCAAAUCCACCAGCUUACGUUAGUCCUGAUGAAAAUAUAGAAAAAGGCUCCAGAGUAAGAUUGAAGAUUGUUGGUACAAGAACCGAUGUGAAUGAGAUUUACGCUAUCGGAAGUAUUAAGGAAGAUUAUUUGGGACCAAGUCCAAUGUAA
Messenger RNA from Dujonia railenensis, 522 nucleotides. The record is from the annotation of a GenBank genome assembly. Lineage: Eukaryota; Fungi; Ascomycota; Pichiomycetes; Serinales; Debaryomycetaceae.